CCUGCAGCCUCCCACCCUCUGUCCAGGGCUGCAACCCAGCUCUGCCGGCAGCAGAGACUAGAAGGGCCUAGGGCCUCCGAGGGACAGAGGCAGGGACGCCGAGACACCAAAGCUGUGCCAUCCCUCCAGUUCUUUCCAGAUCCCAAGAAGUCAGAGAAGGUGCUUCAGGGUGGGUUCCGGAAGCCGUCCAUCUCACCCCAGCUCCCAGCACCCAUCAGUCUCCUGCUCCACCUGCAGCUCCAUGUCCCAGGCAUCUACCACGCUGGAGAGCGGGGCAUUGCUCUCAGGACCCCGGGGUCUUCGGCAUGGCAGUCCAGCUGACAGGAAGGAGAAGGCUGCAGCAAUGCCAGACUCUCCGGCUGAAGUGAAGACGCAGCCCCGGUCCACACCCCCCAGCAUGCCACCCCCACCUCCCACCGCAUCCCAGGGAGCUACACGACCACCCUCCUUCACACCCCACACACAUGGCGAGGAUGGACCUGCGACGUCUCUGCCCCAUGGCCGUUUCCACGGCUGCUUAAAGUGGUCCAUGGUCUGUCUCUUGAUGAACGGCAGCAGCCACUCACCUACGGCCAUCCAUGGUGCGCCAUCUACACCCAAUGGCUUCAGCAAUGGCCCAGCCACCUCAUCUACUGCCUCGCUGUCCACACAACACCUGCCCCCAGCAUGUGGGGCACGGCAGCUCAGCAAGCUCAAACGUUUCCUCACCACCCUGCAGCAGUUUGGCAGUGACAUCUCGCCUGAGAUUGGGGAACGUGUUCACACACUGGUGCUGGGGCUGGUGAACUCAACUCUGACGAUCGAAGAAUUUCAUUCCAAGCUCCAAGAAGCCACCAACUUCCCGUUGCGGCCAUUCGUCAUCCCCUUUCUGAAGGCCAAUCUCCCACUGCUGCAGCGAGAGCUCCUGCACUGUGCCCGCCUGGCCAAGCAGACGCCUGCCCAGUACCUGGCCCAGCAUGAACAACUCCUGCUGGACGCCAGUGCCACCUCCCCUGUCGACUCUUCCGAGCUCCUGCUGGAAGUCAAUGAGAACGGCAAGAGGAGGACACCUGACAGGACCAAAGAGAAUGGGUCAGACCGGGACCCUCUGCACCCCGACCACCUCAGUAAGCGGUCCUGCACCCUGAGCCCAGCCCAGCGCAGCAGUCCCAGCAAUGGGCUGCCCCACCCUACACCACCCCCGCCCCCACACUAUCGCCUCGAGGACAUGGCCAUGGCCCACCACUUCCGGGACUCCUACCGACAUCCUGAUCCCCGAGAGCUGCGGGAGCGCCAUCGGCCCCUCGCCAUGCCUGGGUCUCGACAAGAAGAAGUGAUUGACCACAGGCUCACAGAACGUGAGUGGGCAGAAGAGUGGAAACAUCUCAACAGUCUCCUGAACUGCAUCAUGGAUAUGGUGGAGAAAACACGGCGAUCCCUCACUGUUCUGCGACGGUGCCAGGAGGCCGACCGUGAAGAACUCAACCACUGGAUCCGGUGCUACAGCGACUCCGAGGAAGGGAAGAAGGGCCCCACCCCCGCCUCUGCCCGGCCCCUCAACAGCUGCAGUGGCCCUGAGGGGUCUCAGCUAGAUGUUCACCGGGACUUCAUGCCCAGGACCCUCUCUGGCUAUAUGCCUGAGGAGAUCUGGAGGAAGGCUGAAGAAGCCGUGAAUGAGGUGAAGCGCCAGGCGAUGUCAGAGCUACAGAAAGCUGUGUCUGAUGCAGAGCGCAAAGCCCAUGAACUCAUCACCACAGAGCGUGCCAAGAUGGAGCGAGCCCUGGCUGAGGCCAAGCGGCAGGCCUCAGAGGAUGCCCUGACUGUCAUCAACCAGCAAGAGGACUCCAGCGAGAGCUGCUGGAACUGCGGGCGCAAGGCCAGUGAGACUUGCAGCGGUUGUAAUGCAGCACGCUACUGCGGGUCCUUCUGUCAGCACAAGGACUGGGAGAAGCAUCAUCAUGUUUGCGGCCAGAGUCUGCAGGGCCCCGCAGCGGCAGUGGCUGACCCGCUGCCUGGACAGCCUGACGCCACUGCCAGCCCCAGUGAAGCCGGCUCAGCAGGGCCCUCUCGCCCCUGCUCUCCGGGCCCACCCGGCCCCCUGGACGCCGCCGUGCCCCGCUGACCUCCAGACCUGACGCCCAGCCCAUGGACGCCAUGCCCUGCCAACCUCCUGGCCCCACCUUGGCCCACCAGAUGCCUGGAGCAGGCCAGGUGGAGUCACUGCUGCUACUGCUUCUCUCCAAAAGAAAACACAGAUCCAACGACACUGCAUCCGUGCAGCCUCAGCUACCUGACAAGGUCUUGCCAGGACCUCCUACAGCCUCUCUUCACAAGCAUCCUCAGAAACCACUCUGGAGCUGCAGACAGUGGCGCCCGCGCCGCGGAGUAUGGCCAGUAUGGCCGGCGCUGCCGCUGUCUGCUCCCCUGUGUCUGUCUCUCUGUUCCUGUCCCUCUCUCUGUGUCUGCCUCUGUGGUUCUUGAUGUCCUGGUCUCCCUCUGUUUCCCUUACCCCGACUCUCCCUGUGUCUUUGACCCUCUCUGUCUUUGUAAAGUCCACAUGCUUUCUCUGGAAUCAGAGAAACCUAAUCGGUGGCUUUUCUUUUCAGUGAAGAACUUUUGGAGAUUUUGUUUUGUUGGCAAACAAGCUACUUAGAAAUGGACAGAGAACUGUGGGGUUCUCCCCACUCCUUAUUAGAAAGGGAAGAAACUGUGAUUUUCUAUCCGAGUUGCUGCCUCACCCAGCCAACCCCAGGGGGAUCGGCGCACACAGCAGAGAUGGUGAGAACAAUUUCGAUUUCCAACUCAAGAAGCAUUUUUUGGUUUCAGGUUUUAUUUCUUUUCUUUAAUGUCAAACUCUUUGGCUUUAAGUGAAAAAAAAAAUCCAAAAAGUUUUUUUUUAAGCAAAGGAAACAUACCUGUAAACUACCUUGCCAGCUAGCCAGCCAAGGAUGCCAGACACACCUCGCUCCAAAGGAAAUCCAAAAAAGCAAACUCAAGAAAUCAAAAUCCAAAAUUUAUUUUUAUCACUGCCAAAGUAUUUUUUCAUGGUCUUUCCAUUCCUGGGUUUGUUUGGAUGUUGGUCUUUUAUUUUGGUUUUGAUUUUAUUGGGGGGUGUUUGGUCACUGGGAUUUGGUGGGUUGGGCCAAGAAGAAGCCUUUUGUUCCUUUUUGACUAGUGGUCAGCAUCCUAGCUGCACAAAGGAGUCAGCGGCAAGGCCACGUGACCCUCAACACCAUAUCCAGAAGCCCCAGUCAGCAUGAGCCUGAGCGUUGUGUGCCCUAGGGCCAUGUCCGUGUGUCCCUAUAUGCAAGGGAGACACCUCCAUCUGUCCUCACACCUUCUGUGACUUCUCAUAACUCAUUUUCCACUUGUGAAAAAAAAAAAGUGCUAAAGUGUUCUUCCCAGAGAGAGCACAAUUCCUAAAUGAAACUGUGACAAUCUUUUGGGUUGAUUCUUGACUGCUUUUGAAAGCAUAAGGUGACAGCGAAUCACGCUUUCUCAGUUUUUCCUCCUCUACCUCUCUGCGCUCCCAUUCCCACCCCAGCUCCAUCUCAGCCCUGCCACCCCAUCCCCGGUGUCUUGCUGUGGCUACCGUCAUUUCUUUCAAACUUUUACAGAAAAAAAAAAAGGAAAAAAAAAAAACAAAAACAAACCCCACAUAAAAUCCAGCAGCCACCCUCACCUCACCUGGAAGACUCACGCCCAGCUGUGCAUAGCUCUCUGUGUUGCAUCCCCAGUGUUCGUCUCCAGCCCCGAGAGUGACGGUGAUGCUCGCCGCCCACCUGCACUCCAGCCCUUGCCCACCCUGCCCUCUGCCCGCUCGACUCCCUCAAGGACUCAAGGAGGAAAUGAAGGAAGGAGGCUCAUGCCUGUACCGAACAGAAAGACAGCAGACACAGUCCGGGUCUGCACCUAUGUGUGUGGCUGCAGUAAGCUGCAGGCCUAGCGUGCAAUAUGGGGGAACUGCUCCUGAACCCGGGCCCCCCCGGGGGCCCUGCCCAGAGCAAGGUGUGCAGCGUGUGUUAAUGUGAAUGUAAAUAGUCUCCACAGAGGUCCCAGCCACGGCGUCAGUACCGAGGAGAUGUUUGCCAAAUAAAAAGAAAUUAAGACAA
Messenger RNA from Peromyscus leucopus (white-footed mouse), 4091 nucleotides. RefSeq names its product CBFA2/RUNX1 partner transcriptional co-repressor 3 (gene Cbfa2t3). Gene Ontology annotation, molecular function: transcription corepressor activity. Gene Ontology annotation, biological process: negative regulation of DNA-templated transcription; DNA-templated transcription. The transcript has 12 exons. The record is from RefSeq and is a predicted model, not a curated record. The coding region runs from base 242 to 2101 and encodes 619 amino acids. Gene Ontology annotation, cellular component: nucleus. NCBI's taxonomy places the organism in Eukaryota, Metazoa, Chordata, Mammalia, Rodentia, Cricetidae.